AUGGCAGAAGAAAAUCGUUCUACAGUGACUGAGUUCAUCCUGGCUGGGUUAACAGACAGACCAGAGCACCAGCUGCCCCUCUUCCUCCUCUUCCUAGAGGUCUAUGUGUUCACAGUGGUGGGGAACCUGGGCAUGAUCACACUGAUUGGGCUCAGCUCUCGUCUGCACACAACUAUGUACUACCUGCUCAGCAGUCUCUCCUUCAUUGACCUCUGUCAACCUACUGUGAUUACCCCCAAAAUGCUGGUGAACUUCAUGAUGGAGAAAAACACCAUCUCCUACCCUGAAUGCAUGACUCAACUCUACUUUUUCAUUGUUUUUACAAUUGCAAAGUGUCACAUGUUGUCUGUAAUGGCAUAUGACCCCUAUGUUGCUAUUUGUAACCCCUUGCUUUACAAUGUUAUCAUGUCUAAUCAAGUCUGUUCCUGGAUGGUAGUUGGAGUGUACAGCAUGGGCUUAAUUCGUGCCACAGUUAACACAAUCUGCAUGCUAAGAGUGCUUUUCUGUAAGGAUGAUAUAAUAAACCAUUAUUUCUGUGAUCUCUUUCCUCUACUAGAGCUCUCUUGCUCCAGUACAUUUAUAAAUGAGGUAAUAGGUCUAACUUUUGGUACUCUGCCCCUCUGCGUGCCGCUGGCCUGUUCCAUCCGUGGUCACAGUUCCCCAUCCUACAUCUUCAUCAUAGCCAGCAUCCUGCACAUUUGCUCCACUGAGGGCACGUACAAAGCCUUCAGCACCUGCAGCUCCCACGUCUUAGCUGUUGCUCUCUUCUUUGGUUCUCUAGCAUUCAUGUACCUGCAGCCAUUAUCAGUUGGCUCCAUGGACCAAGGAAAAGUGUCCUCUGUCUUUUACACUAUUAUUGUGCCCAUGCUGAACCCUCUGAUCUACUGCCUAAGGAAUAAAGAUGUCAAAGUGGCCCUAAGUAAACUUCUUGGAAAUAAAAGUUUGUGA
Molecule: messenger RNA, 948 nt
Organism: Marmota monax (woodchuck)
Lineage: Eukaryota; Metazoa; Chordata; Mammalia; Rodentia; Sciuridae
Product: olfactory receptor 8G50-like
Exons: 3
Coding region: 1-948 (315 amino acids)
Biological process (GO): G protein-coupled receptor signaling pathway; sensory perception of smell
Cellular component (GO): membrane
Molecular function (GO): G protein-coupled receptor activity; olfactory receptor activity; odorant binding
Source: RefSeq, a predicted model, not a curated record